Molecule: messenger RNA, 1634 nt
Organism: Anneissia japonica
Lineage: Eukaryota; Metazoa; Echinodermata; Crinoidea; Comatulida; Comatulidae
Product: carbohydrate sulfotransferase 15-like
Exons: 3
Coding region: 1-825 (274 amino acids)
Biological process (GO): hexose biosynthetic process
Molecular function (GO): N-acetylgalactosamine 4-sulfate 6-O-sulfotransferase activity
Source: RefSeq, a predicted model, not a curated record
AUGAUGAAAUUGUCUUUUAUAGUUUCAAAAGCAAGGAUUGCGAGUGGCGAAAACUAUUCCAGCAUUGAAUGGUAUCUACAUUUUUACAGCAUACAAGGUACAUUCAGCAAGAUAGCCAAAAGUAAUGCAUCAGCGUUGUCAUCUUUCCACCCGAAGGUAUUUGGUGACGCCUCGAUCAGCACUAGUUACGGCACAGUUGGAUCAUUCUUCAGGAAAUAUGAAUUACACAAUGAAGUAUUCACUGCUAAUAUUCCAGAACUCCUACACUCUGUCACUCCAAACGCCAAAAUAAUUUUCAUCUUACGAGACCCCGUGGAUAGGUUUUAUUCCGCUUACCAAUAUUCCCCGUUUGGACGUCGACAUGGAACUCCCGGUGAUUUUCAUAAGCAGACGAUGAAUGCUAUUGAAUGUUUUCAAUCUUGUCUAGAAUCACAUUCACUUUAUUACUGUGGGCACCAUUUAGAAUUAUGUAAGAGUCAUUCUCAUGGGCACCUUGAUAAAUUACCUAUCGGUAUGUAUAGUAUAUUUAUCUCUGACUGGCUCAAUGCGUUCCCGCGAAAACAGCUAUAUUUCUUAACUUUAACUGAAUGGGAAAACAAUACUGAAACAAGAUUGGCGGAGAUAUUUCGAUUUCUUGAGCUUCGUCCAACUGGAAGAAUCACAUUCGAUGCCAAGAAACCACCAAUAAACAGCAGACGAUACAAAGACAUGCUGCCGAAGACACGGCUGAUGUUACAGGAAUUUUACCAGCCAUUUAAUACCAAAUUAGUACAACUUUUAAAUGACGAAAAAUUUUCAUUUUCUUCUUUAAAUGGUUUGACAUGACACAAUGUUUAUUUAAUUGCACAUAAUUAUUGUAGAAAAGAGCAACAUUGAUGAGCUGCAACAUUUUCUGUUACACAAUUUAAAUAAGAUGUUUUUAAUUUUUUAACAUCUAAGCGUCUCUGUUAUAAUGUUCUGCUGCAAUAGGUGAUGAAACUUAUUUUGUUUAACUAUAAUUUCGUAUAAAUAAUAUAUAUUUGGCUUUGUGUAAAGUUAUUUUAGUACUUCAGAACUUCUUUCAUUUCUUGUUUAUGCAAUUAAGGAUGAUUGCCGUUCUCGUUUUUGUUGUAGUGUUGUAUACCAAAAAAAUUCAAUCAAUCAAUCCAUCAAUUGAUGUAUGACAAAUCUUCUAGAGUAAAAUUAAAUCUUCCAACCAAGGUUCGAACUCGAAUCGCUUUGCUCCUUUGCUGUAGGCCUAUAUAUACACGCUGAAAUCUUAACAAAAGGAGGUGUGGGGUUUUGCAGUUAAAUUUGAAUCGGACUGGGGGCACAGUGUUUUAUUUUACUCGAUUAUGUAUGCAGAAAACAUUGGGACGAUUAUUAAUGCACAUUACCACACACGUUAUACUAUAAAACGUAACGAGUAAAAUGACUAAAAAUAUCUUCAUCUGCAAAUUAAAACCCGGUCGAUAAUAUUAGCAUAGAAUCUCUGAAACAGACUUAUCAAUAUCGUAUCAUAUAAUAUUUAAUUUGUAUAGAUAUUUAAAAAAAAAUAGAAUUAGGAGACUGCGUGUGAGUGCGGACAUGUCGUUAACUUAUUUAUAUUCUUUGAGGGAGAGAUAUUUUUUUUGUGUGAGUGAUCCUGUAUAUCC